Molecule: messenger RNA, 429 nt
Organism: Orbilia oligospora ATCC 24927
Lineage: Eukaryota; Fungi; Ascomycota; Orbiliomycetes; Orbiliales; Orbiliaceae
Exons: 5
Coding region: 1-429 (142 amino acids)
Molecular function (GO): GTPase activity; GTP binding
Source: RefSeq, a predicted model, not a curated record
AUGUGUGUCACUAACGAGGCAUCCUUCGUCGCCGUUAAUUCUUGGCUUCAAGAACUUAAAAAGAAUCUGAGAAACAACAUCGUUAUCCACAUCGUCGGUACAAAGACCGAUGUUGUCAAUGACGACCCCUCAAAACGUGAGGUCCCAUUCGAACGCUGUCUUUCCUAUGCAGGGGAACACCUAUCCGAGAACGAUGAGACUUGGGUAGGUAUGGACUGCUGCCAUGAGGUCUCGGCGAGAGAGGACUCCGGGGUAGACGAGCUGUUCCAAGUCAUCGCCAGGAAACUUAUCGAGAGAAGGUCCGAUAUUGAGAGAGAACGGCUUUACGGCAUUGGGGGAAGCGAGUAUGACGAGACUACGAGGAGCGAUGGCUCAAUACAACUGAAUACGGGACCUACUGAACGCAAAGGUGGUGCCUGUGCUUGUUGA